AUGCUUUCACAAGAAAUCACAGAAACUAAUAUUGGUUCUUCUAAGAAUUGCUCCAAUAUCAUUAGGCACAACAGUUCACCUGCUGAGUUUUUCUCCAAUUAUUCACAUCAUAAUGAUACUAUGAAUUUCUCAUAUAGACAAUCCUCUUGCACUGUCAACAUGCCACAAAUUGUUGAAAAUGGUCAACAUGAAGCACGUAAAAACAUUGGAAAAUGUUACAUGCCUAGCUUUACCAAUGAAUAUUUGGCUACUUCUACAUUCAGUGCCCCAAAAACAUCUACAAAUAAUGGUGAAAUCAUGUUUUCCACUUCAAAUGCUUUGGAAACUCAGGAUUUAGACUUUGGAUUCCAAAAACUUGGUUUGAGCCACCAUUCGAGUCUACCAAGCUCUUCUAAUAAGAUGACUAGUAUGGAGAAGUUUCUUCACAUUCAAGGAACUGUUACAUGUAAAAUUCGUGCCAAAAGAGGAUUUGCAACUCACCCAAGAAGCAUUGCAGAGAGGGAAAGAAGAAUAAGAAUUAGUACAAGAAUAAAAAAAUUGCAAGAGCUUUUCCCAAAUUCAGAUAAGCAAACAAGCACAGCUGAUAUGUUGGAUGUUGCAGUUGACUACAUUAAAGAUCUCAGGAAACAACUUAAGUCCAUAGACAAUAUAACUUGGAAACCUGUCAUUAAAGGUUGGAGAAAUCCUGAGAUUACUUUUCAAGAUGGUACAACAAGUUUGAAGCCUGAUUGGUCCAAAGAUAAAUGUGAAGUAGUUCUUGCAAAUGAAAAAGCUUUGAAUACUAUAUUCACUAGUGUUGACAAAAACAUGUUCAAACUAAUCAACACUUGUAUUGAAGCUAAAGAGACUCGAGAGAUUCUCAAGACUUCUCAUUAUGGCACAUCCAAAGUGUGCAUGUCAAGGUUGCAGCUUCUCACUACACAGUUUGAGAAUUUGUGA
Molecule: messenger RNA, 939 nt
Organism: Vicia villosa (hairy vetch)
Lineage: Eukaryota; Viridiplantae; Streptophyta; Magnoliopsida; Fabales; Fabaceae
Product: transcription factor bHLH130-like
Exons: 6
Coding region: 1-939 (312 amino acids)
Biological process (GO): regulation of transcription by RNA polymerase II
Cellular component (GO): nucleus
Molecular function (GO): protein dimerization activity; DNA-binding transcription factor activity, RNA polymerase II-specific; RNA polymerase II cis-regulatory region sequence-specific DNA binding
Source: RefSeq, a predicted model, not a curated record